AUGAAGUGUUUUCCUUUUUUUUGUUCCAGUGAUGAUUUUUGUUCCCCCACACAAAAAUGAAAAAUACUAAAAAGGAACUGUAACAGAAAUUAAGGUUCAGAUCUUCCCUUUUCUAAGAACAAAAAAACAGAAAUAAAACUACCUUAGUCUCAGCAGGAAAAGCAGAAUCAAAUAUUGCGGAAUAUUAUUGGAUUUAAACAUUUAUUUCAAGCUUUAAAAAAAAAUCAUAAGACCGGUCUAAGCAUCCGCCGGCGUCUCGCAAGCACAGCUGAAGCGUGUUAGAAAGAUAGCAGACUAGUGGAGAAGUCAGGUGGAUACCUGAGCUAGUGUAGGACUUUGGUGAUUUGAAUUCACUUGGUUUUUGGAUUAGACAUUUUCCCUGUGCUGGAUUCUUCGUCUGCCUAGAAAAUGGAUUUGCGACUGAGUUUCUUCUUUUGCUUUCUCGCCACUCCGAUUGUCGGGGAAAACACAAGCGGUAAAGCCCGGAGUUGUUCGGAUGUCCGACAGUUUUACAGCGGCAAGGGCUUUCACUUGGUCGGAGUCCCCCAGACUGAAAUAUCGGGCGAACACCUGCGAAUCUGCCCCCAGGGCUACACCUGUUGCACCAGUGAGAUGGAGGAGAGUUUGUCCACCCUGAGCCGCCGCGAAUUCGAGGGACUAGUGAAGGAGGCCGGCCACUCACUGCAGCUCUCCCUCACCACUCAGUACAAGAGCUUUGAUGGAUACUUCCUGGAUUUGCUGAACCAGUCAGAGCGCUCUCUGCAGGACUCUUUUCCAGCAGUGUACGGGGAGUUGUACACGCAGAACGCCCGCCUCUUCAAGGACCUGUAUGCCGAGCUGCGGCGCUACUACCGCGGCUCCAACAUCAACCUGGAGGAGGUGCUCAACGAGUUCUGGGUGCGGCUCCUGGAGAGGCUCUUCAAGGCCCAGAACCCCCAGUACGUCUUCGGUGACGAGUACCUGGAGUGCGCCGUGAAGCAGACGGAGACGCUGCGGCCAUUCGGCGACGUGCCCCGCGAGCUGAAGCUGAAGGCCACGCGCGCCUUCAUCGCUGCCCGCUCCUUCGUCCAGGGCCUGGGGGUCAGCAGUGAGGUGGUGCGCAAGGUCUCCCAGGUCCCACUCAGCCCUGAGUGCACCCGUGCCCUCAUGAAGCUGAUGUACUGUCCGCACUGCAGAGGAAUGCCUUCCGUGAAGCCGUGCAUCAACUACUGCAGGAAUGUCAUGAAGGGCUGCCUUGCCAACCAAGCAGACCUGGACACUGAGUGGAGGAACCUCAUUGAGUCCAUGCUCCAGGUGGCUGACCGUUUCAAUGGACCGUCCAGCGUGGAGGUUGUCAUCGGUUCCAUCCACACCAGGAUCUCAGAGGCCAUGGUCAACAUGCUGGAUAACAGUGCACACUUCACCAGCAAGGUGUUCCAGGCCUGUGGGACCCCCAGAGUAGGAGGCACCCAGGUCUCUGGGUCUGAGGACAAGAAGAAACGUGGGAAAAGUCCUGUGGAUGAAAAGGCUGGGCUGGGCUUGGAGAAACUUGUGUCUGAUGUGACUGGUAAGCUAAGGGAGAUGCAGCAGUACUGGGUACAGCUGCCCAAUGCUCUUUGUACUGACAAGGUUUCUGCAGCACCAGCCAGUGAGGAUAAAUGCUGGAAUGGCAUGUCCAGGGCAAGUUAUCUCCCUGAAGUGAUGGGUGAUGGCCUGGCCAGCCAGAUCAACAACCCCGAGGUGGAGAUUGACAUCACCAAGCCAGACAUGACCAUCCGCCAGCAGAUCAUGCAGCUGAAAAUCAUGACCAAUCGGUUGCGCAAUGCCUUCAACGGCAAUGACGUGGAUUUCCAGGACACUAGUGAUGAUGUCAGUGGCUCGGGAAGUGGCGCCUGCGUAGAGGAAUUGUGCCCCCGUAGCACAGAUCGCAACACCAUCCCCAACACAGACCAACCGAUACAGUACGCCAUUCCUGCCGAGAACAAGAAGGUCGUCAAGGGCACAGCCAGCCAAGCCCUUCCCCACUCCACCCUCCUCCUGCUCUCAUUGGCUGUGGUGCUUUUCAGGCGGUAAUUGACAGGCUGUGUCACCAAUUGGGACUGAGUUCGGGGGACAAGGGUUGGGGAUGGGAGAGGGGGAGGGGCAAAGGUUGAAGCCGUUAACUUUGCCAAAAAAAAGAAGCAUAAAUGAAUGGACUAUCUUUUAUCUUGGAGGAAAAAAAGGAAUAAAAAAUUCUUAGUUUUUUUUUAAAUAUAUGGCACGAUUAGAGCUGGUCUUUGGCAUCUUUUUAUUUCCGGUGUUUGGGUUCUCUGAAAAUUCUGUACCUCAGAAAUGUUUUAAAAAUACUCUAUAGAUAUAUAUAUAUAUUUGAAUUUUGUCCCUGGAAGCAUCUGAUCUCUGAGAAGGCUUUGAAGUAGUGCUGAGAUAAACUUUUGUUUUUCCACUGUUUCAAACAGGUAUUGGGUAUAUUUAUUUAUUACAGGAAAGGAAACCCAUUGGGGGAAAAAUGUUUUUGAGUAGUGAAGUGAACUGGCCAAAAUACCAAGUUUCAUAUUAUAACCAUUUGAUUCCAAAUUACUUGCAUACUUAUCUUUUGAUACAUUGCUAACCUUGUGUUUUAUGGCUAUGUUUAUUGUAAAUGAACCAUGACAAAUAUUGCCUAUCCAGCACAUUAGAAAUGUUUUCAAUUCUUUUACAAGAAAACUGCAAAGUUAAAAAAGAUCAAUGCUCUUUUUUUCUGAUUUCCCUCUUUUUAUUAGGACAUGCAGAGUGGUGUAUGAAAUGUUGAAAAUUCAAAGUUUUUGCUCAGCCCUACUAAUUAGCUGUGGAUAAAAAAGAGAUAGAAAGAUAUUCUCCCAGGAUCUUACUUUUUAAUGGAUUAUGAGAUGCAGAAGGAAAAAUGUUUGUUAUCCACUUCCUAGGGGUUGCAUUUGAAGACCUAAACAUUUGGAGAUCUAAAUCCAUUAUGUCAGAUUCAAGUAUUAGCCAAUAACAGGAAUCAAAAGUAAUUUUCAGUGCAGGGAGGCCAUAAAUACCUUCCCAGUUUUUAGUUUUUGUAAACAAAAGAUUUGUCAACCUGUUUAAAAAAUUCUGCAUUUGCAAGCACACUUACAAAAUACAAGCUGUCCAUCUGCUUCUCUUAAUAUUUCAUUUCUUUAGAAAUGUUAGGCUGGUACUAUAACAAAUACUUUAGACAUCACGCAGUCUUUGUCUCUGUACAGUCUAUGAUGUCAGUUCAGAGAAGUCAGUGGAUGUGUGAAGCCUGGUUUCUUUAUUGUUAGUCUUAUCCGUUAAACUUCAAAACGGCACCUUCAGGUACGAUGAAGAAGAUGGAAUAAAUAAUGUAUACAGAUCGUUUCGGUUUUGUUAUUUUUAUAGAGGAGUCUUUCCAGAUCAAAAAAGAAUUGUUUGUUGUUUUUUGUGGGAAGUCUAGAUGAAAUGUGAAAGGGGUUUUUAAAUAUUUUAAAUGUUGUCUGGCUUCUGAGUACUUGUGGCACUAAGACAACUGUCACCACAUCAGACUUCUGCCACCUUUAAAAUUGGAAAAAAAAAGUGUUUUAAUACUAUCUAGAAAAUGAAGUGUGUGAUAUGGAGUACCAAUACAUUCCCACAGAAAGCUGCCCAUUGUACUAAGAUGCCCUAACUAUCCCUCAUGUGAACACGCAAAACAGAAAUUCUAACUGAAGCCUUUAUAUAGUUUACAGUAUGUUGCCUUGGUGUGCAGCAAUAGUUUAACUGUUUUGUUUUUAUUGCUGUUGUCUGCGAUUGCACAAAGAAACUUGAGCAAAAGGAGUCUGAUUCAUCCUUAAUAUUUAAUAUUAUUAUUUAAUAUUAAAUAUUUACUUAAUGUUUUAUGUUAAGUGCUCAUUCUCAGUCCUAAAUGUUAAUUAGUACCAUGCUUAGAAUUGAUUUUAUUUGCACACAGACUCUCAUCAUUUUAUUAAUCUUAACUUCUGCACACAGAUCUCCAGACAUAAACUCAGUUUCAGUAAGCACACAUUAUAUCAUGCUUACACUAAGAAACAGCAUAUACUAACAAGCAGCAUAUCUGUGUGAGAAAUAUGUACAGUAGAUACCUGCCACAAGUUGGUAAAUCUGUAAUACUAUAUGCUAAAGACGAGUUAUAUACAGUAUAUUUAGCCUUUGGAGAAUGUCAAAUUCAAUUCUGGAAUUUAGAUUAUGGUUUUGUCAUUUUAAAAUUCUCAGUUUACAGAUGUGAUGGGACAUUGCUUUAAUGGAGAAUUAGAAUAUAUGUUUGGUGCUGUUGUUCCUAAAACCUUGUGUCAAAUGUAUGUGAAAAGUCCUUAAAAAUGAUUGUGUCAAACCUAUUUCACAUUUUCCUAUCUGUUAUCAUUACACCAGAGAAGGACCACUGCCAAUCCUAAAUGUAAGAAGGAAAAAAGAAAACUUAAGAUCCUGAACUUAUCUUUCAGGAAAACUAAAUUUCUGGUUAAUUUAAAAUCUGUAUCAGCUAUGUGAUCAGAUUACCCCUUUUGAUGAUUAUAAAUCAAGGAAAACAAACAAUAAGGACCCUUCACCCAACACAUUAACAUCUGGGAUGCCACUCUUCUGUGGUUCAUAGGACCAUUGUGGGACAGAUUCUGCUGCACAUUGUUCAGGGUUUAUUAUUUCAAAGAUUCAAGAGAGAUAGAGUAUUGAGUAUUCAGAGUAUUUCGUCUUCAAUUAAACAGAGAAAUGUUUGUUCUUUAUCCCGGCGUUAUAUUUCUUAAAUGCACAAUCCAUGUCGCUAAAACACCAAGGCCCUUCACAUCCCAAUAAAUUUAGUAAGAAAAUAAAAAAAAUCAAAUGUAAAUCUUGAAACAUGAUAUCCAAGGUCAUUUGAUUUGUAAAUAAAUGGGAAGCAAGCCAUAUUAGUUUAAUAAAUUAAAAAAAUAAAUUCAAUAUCAAGGAGUGCAUUGAAAGAACGUUGUCUUCCUGCCUCCUGUGGCUGUAAAAGGGGCAGUGUUGGCAAAGGAAGUAAAUAAGAGCCCUAUUCAGUUCUGAUCUUACUGUUUAUGACACAAGGCUGCAUCGUUUCUCACAUAGUUUGGGUUUUGUUCUGCCUAAUGUCUUGAGAUUGUACAUUCAAUCUGUUUAAGGGGCAAGUGUAAUUACUGUAAGUUAGUAUCACUCUGUCGUGAAGAAUGUGGAGAUAUAGGAUGUAGAGGAUGUCUGUGGCUGAUAAGUAAUUCACACUGAGGUACUAAAAGCUCGGCUUUAUUCCUGCCCUCUGGGAAAGUACUCAAAGGUACUGAUAAUUGCUCCUAUAAUGAAGUCCAAGUCAGUGUUUACACCUUAGUUUCUCCCUGUUCAGUCUUGUCACAACUUGCAUUUACAUCUUUAGGCAACACUGAUGUAAACACGUCAGAUGGAUCACAUGAGGAAUGGCUAUUACAGAUGCAGACAUGAGUGAUACCCAAAGUGCUAUGCAAUCCUGGAGGUUUCAUGCUUCAGAGGCUAUGUUACAUUCUUUCCCCAAAAGUAAUUCUCUUUUAACCAAUACCGUUGGUUAUUUGGUGUUUCAAAGAAAAAUGCUCUUCAGCUUGAAGAAAAGCCGUCAGGCCUCCAGCUUAUACAGUAUGUGCAUUGCGCAAUGCUGUGUUGAAGCCUAGAUUAAAGUAAUUGAAUUUUAAUUUUCUCAUAUCUGCAAAUAACCAGGAAAAAAUGUGAUUUUUAUUAUUUAAGUAGUUUAUUUACAUAGGCAUGGCAUUGGUCCUUUCCACCCAAGUUUGUCUGAAAUGAAAAUAAAUGUUUAUAAAGGCAUUUGAGAUUGAAUUACCAUAAGCAACUACCUAACGGAAGUUAACCAUUAAUGAAAGAAGAAAAAUCACCAUUACCUCCCUAUCUGGAUUUGUACCUUCUUCAAUGGGUCUGAAGAAUGCAUGGAAUGUAGGGUAGUUCCUGUUGAAAGUUUCCAUCGUCUGCUACAACUAAAAUGGCAAAAAAAAUGUUCGACAUCAAAAUGUGAGUAUGGAUUUUCAUAACUGGCAAACCCCAAAAUCUAUUUCUUACUGUGUGAUGUAAAUGUAUUUUUGAGCAAAGCCAUAAGUCUAUGCUAACUCCCUCAUGUACAACAUCCCACUGUUCAUUGCCAUCAACCUACAGUUUGAACAGUUGGUUCCUUCAGAAGCUGAAAAAGUUCCACUCUGUGAUCCAUUCCCAAGGUAUUGUAAAAGCUGAUUUCUUUCAGUAGACAGCAAUAUUAAAUACACUUUCCAGUCAUUAAUAUACUUAAUUAAUGCACUGUGGCCAUCAAUAUGUCCUCCUGUUUUCUCAACACAUGGUAUAGCAUAGCAAACAGUUGCACAAAGAGUUUGUUUAAGCCCUGAAAGUGUCAAUGGGUUUGUUUGGUACACCCAUGCCUUAAGGUGACAAAAUUAAACAUAAUAUCCAGUGGGGCUGUGUAUGUUUUAUCUAACACUGUAAUAGGAGUGAGGUUUUCCUUGUGCCUCAAAGUGCUUGUUUGGCUGUUGUUUGUUUUUAAAAUGUAUAAGGAAAUGUCUGUAGGGACCACAGCAGACUAUUGAAACACUGUGUCUCAGUGGGUCAUAAAAAGUUUAACAUCACUAGUAUUACAGCACUCUUUCAGGUCUGUGUGUUGUGUAUGACAAACUAUGUAAAAUGAAGAGGCAUUUUUCUUCUUUCAAUAAUAAAAAUUCCAACAUAUAUCCUGAAGAAAUGUAUACAUUUUGGUUUCUAAACAUAUGGGGGUUUAUUGUGUCAAUAGCUAGUAUUGUUCACUUUUCAAUGCUAGUAUUUAUUCAUACAGAGCUGUAUGCAGGUUUUCCAACAAUAUCUUUUCACAUCACUGAGGAAGAUUGACUUCCCUUGAAGUGAUUCUGUUGCUUUAAAGGAAGGAAAUUAAGCUGCAUCACACCAGAAACAACUGAUUGAGAAAUAAAGUUCAUGCUUCCUUUACUGAUCUAAAGUCAUGCCUGUAAAUGACAUUGAGAUGGUAUUAACCAUUAAAACUUUGUUAUAUGAAAGACUGAUAAAAGUGUAAAGGAUUGAUGUAGUUGCAGGUAUGCUCAUACUGUAUCUGAAAUUUCAGAAGUACUGCUUUUGGACAUGUAAGAAUAUAAAAAAGAUUAUAAACAAGAAACAUCUUUCUAGGUUUCUAGGUUGUUUGGUUGCUGGUAGCUAAUUGAUCCAAGGAUAUGAUCUACUGUAUCUGUUUCUUAAAAAGUCAUGGUGUUAACAUGAAGGCUCAGCUCCUAGAUUUCCCCCUGUGAUUGUGAUAAUGGUUGUGCUCAUGAGUGAAAUUGCCUGGGAACAUCAUUGGUUAGUUGCACAAGUCUUUGGAUCAGAAUUGUUUUACUUGUUUCUUCCAAGAAUACAGUGAUUAUGUUUAAAUGGUGAGCUGGGCAUUCUAAAUUAGGAUACAUGUGAUUGCACAUGUGAAAUUGUAGAUGCAGCACUCUAAAAUAAUUUAAACAAAAUAAUGAAUUCUGACUAAAUAUCAAAAAUGCUUAAUUAUUUCUGGCACUUCCUGUGAAGACAUUCUUGUAAUGUGUGACUUUUUUCAGAUGAUCACUGAUAGCCUCAGAUUCAUAUGAAUACUGACUGGAUAGCAUAUUAAAGUUCUGCCAUUUCUGUAUAAAGAAAUAAGAUAACCUAAGGACAUUUACCAAGAUUAUACUAACAUCUGCUGAGUAUACAACAAGGCAACAGGAUUUAUUUCUCUAUUUUUUAUAUAAUAUUUCCAUUUCAAUAAAGCUUUUUUCUCUC
This is a messenger RNA of Lepisosteus oculatus (spotted gar), 7707 nucleotides long. RefSeq names its product glypican 1a (gene gpc1a). NCBI's taxonomy places the organism in Eukaryota, Metazoa, Chordata, Actinopteri, Semionotiformes, Lepisosteidae. Gene Ontology annotation, cellular component: synapse; plasma membrane; extracellular region. The record is from RefSeq and is a predicted model, not a curated record. Gene Ontology annotation, molecular function: fibroblast growth factor binding. Gene Ontology annotation, biological process: negative regulation of fibroblast growth factor receptor signaling pathway; cell migration; regulation of protein localization to membrane.